Drosophila miranda is the source of this 857-nucleotide messenger RNA. RefSeq lists its product as uncharacterized. Lineage: Eukaryota; Metazoa; Arthropoda; Insecta; Diptera; Drosophilidae. The coding region runs from base 286 to 735 and encodes 149 amino acids. The transcript has a single exon. The record is from RefSeq and is a predicted model, not a curated record.
CCUCGAAAAAGUCCCAUGAUGGCUUUAGAAAUCCCAAUUAAUAUGUUAUCAACGAGAGGCCAAAUGUCGCUCAUAAAAUUCAAUCAAAAGCUUCUCGGCGAAAAAUUACGGACAUAAAACUCACACAAACAGAACAACCAUAAACUUUUACAACACAGAAAACAAGAAAGAAACAAAAAAAUACAAAGCUCCUAUCAAGAUUACAGCUUCAAAUGAUGUUCAUUUAGGGAUCUCGAUUUGAUUACAGUGGAGCAAAUUGCAAGUGACGUGCAACAAUUGGAUUGCAUGCUGCGACAUGCCGAGGGACAUGGUCAUUUGUGGCAGAAACAGGCAAUCGUCUUAAAUAAACAGGGUCAACCACAAAGUCUCAAGACUGAUAAGCAGGCUAAGGACAAGUCAUCCCCAUCAAUACGAGGAGAAGGAGAAUCAACAGCAUCUGGAGGAGGAGCUACCACAUCAAUGGACUUAGACGAGAGACCAUCGACAAGUGCGAGUGCGAGUGGGCGAGCAGUUGGCAUAACAGGCACUUCCGGUAUGAAUGCAAAGUCGGCACCGGAAACAGCGACCGUGCCUGCGGCUGGCAACAGCAAUGCGGAGCAGCCACCAACAUCAUCGCCUGCCACACCAUUAACGGGAGCGGCAUUGGGCAAACCCAAUGAUUGGGUUGUUAUUCCUGUGUUUGCGGAUAUUGUUAAAUUGGCAUUGGGCGAAAGGGAGAACUGUUUGCAGCGGUAAGUUGAAUUUGCCUGGAACCCUCCCAAUUUGAUUGAUGUUACAUCAUUACUUAUCCUGACGUUAUACGAUGCCUUUUUUACCGACGAGAAACAAACAAGGGCACGUAAUCGUAUAAGCCCAUU